ACUAGGUAUACAAGUACACAAGUAUGUACGUGACUCGUAUAUGUCUAUACAUUCAUACGUGCUUACGUACAGUGCAAUUCUGUUGAUGGCGCUUGCGAUUGAUUGGCCAUUCGAGCAGGCACGGUGGUGGGUGGGGCUGGAUCGGACCUCGCGGAGACUAUCUACCACUAGUUUGCGCUGAUGACGACCUCUUCUACCCCUUCCAAUUACUCGCAUCAAUUGCUUCUUCAUCGUCAUCGCCCUCCAUUGAGUGUUGUAUCCGUGUCGUCGAAAAACCCUUUGGGCUCGCUGUGGUCCUUCUACGCUGAUAGAUAGCGUUUCCAUCAUUGUUAUUGUCUACAUCCCUUGCCAAAUUGAGCAUCACAACCGUAUGGCAGAAAUUGUUCAUCAUAAGCCACAAGGCUUGUUUGCAAAGCUUGGCUUCAAGCCAAAGAAAGAAAAGGACCCAGGAUCCCGGAAACUGAUGAAGAAGAAAGACAAUCGAUAUGCAGCUGCACCCCCCGUGGAACCCGUGGAGCCGCUCUACCGCUCUUCAUCGUUUGAUUUUUGGGCACCUCCAGGAACCACUUUCGCAGAAUCACACAGCCAGCCCAACUUCAUUGAAGACUCGACUCCGCGAAAUGACUCUGUAGCCACCGUCAGGCAUGCACCGCGCAAACUUCUGAAGCAUCCACCCCCAGAUCGCGAGCAACGCAUGGAUGACGUGCUUGACAAAGACACGGGCGAGAGAAAAGACUUGACCGAGAUGAUGCAUGCAUUUGGGUAUGACGAAGAGAUCGAAGACAUUUCCGAAAAAAUUGAAGAUGAUACGGUGGAAUACGACUACUCAAGACCAGAUGGCGCAACACUUCUGGCCCGCGCAUCUCCAGAACUAUGGCUUCUCAUUAGCGACCAUCUCUCCCCAAUUGACAUUGCAAAUCUUGCUUCCACAUGUCGAACAAUGAACAUUCGCCUCGGUGAUCUACCUUACUUUGUUUUGCGCAAUCCAUCGAAUCGAAGCUAUCGACUCGACUUCCUCUUGCCGCUAGACAGUAAAUUGCCGAACCAUUUAUUCUGCUUUCCAUGUGCAUCGUGGCAUUACCGUACACAACUAGGAGCUGAAACUCUCAAACCACCCACUGUAUUGAACCCGCUGUUCAUUUGCCCGAACCAGACCAAUGUUCUCCUUCCACCACCCCGUCUUCGCAUUAGCGAGGGCCGUCAGCUUCCCUUUACAUUUGUGCAAUUAGCCAGGCGUCACUGGGCCUACGGUCCAUCCUAUGGCAUUCCCGUUCAGUCCCUCGCAAGGCGUUGGAAAGACCCUUCUUCGCCUUGGUCGCACAAGACAAUGUAUCAUGUCGCCAGCAAUGGGCAUGUUCUUAUGCGGGUGCAAUCGCAAGCCUUUGUUGCCGGUGGCAUGACGCCGGCGGGGAAACGCAUGCUCCUUUUCAGUCGAAGCGAUUACACGCCCUACUUCAGCGUCUGCGCCCACUGGCAGAAAGGCCUGCUGUCCAGUCUUUGUAAAUGCGCCCUUGAUCACAUUCCUGUGCAAGAAACAAACGCCGUCACACGAUUCCGCACUCAAAAGGCGGUGGGCCCCGUCUCCCUCUGCGGCAAGUGCCAACCCAUGCGCCGCUGCCCGUCUUGUCCUACAGAGUACCUUUUGGAACUUAAGCUCGUCGAAGAUAAAACAGUCAAGGUCGUCGGGCCUGCGCGUUUCAAGCAGGCUCUCAUGAUGACGCGGUGGAGCGAUUUGGGACCUGCACGGAGCCCCGAAGAUGCCGAAUGGAGCGCCAUCGUAGGCGAGCGAACGGGUUACGAUAGCUUUGCUGAGAUUGGCAAGAGGGCUGUUUGCGGUGUCUUUGAAGCAGCGUUUUCGGAUACUACGCCUGGUCAACGCAUUUUGAGCUUGGAUCCUGGCGCAAAGAAGGGGCGGAGGGUCGAGGACCCAUCCAGAGAGGAUGAAAAUGACGAUGAUGGUAGUUGGUAUUGA
Periconia digitata is the source of this 1972-nucleotide messenger RNA. Lineage: Eukaryota; Fungi; Ascomycota; Dothideomycetes; Pleosporales; Periconiaceae. The record is from the annotation of a GenBank genome assembly.